This is a messenger RNA of Mollisia scopiformis, 708 nucleotides long. RefSeq lists its product as uncharacterized. The record is from RefSeq and is a predicted model, not a curated record. The transcript has a single exon. The coding region runs from base 95 to 544 and encodes 149 amino acids. NCBI's taxonomy places the organism in Eukaryota, Fungi, Ascomycota, Leotiomycetes, Helotiales, Mollisiaceae.
AUGUGAAGUUCUUGCGAAUCGGGCGCCACUAACAAACGGCAGCUCUAAUCUGAUAGGCGGCAGAUGAUUACCCUCACCAGCCAGCCGGUACUUAAUGUUCGAGGCCCUACGUUUCAACUUGGCAUGCAUAAAUGAGUACCUGCUUUUUCCAUCUCCCGUUCGUUGUGUUCGACAUGGCAAAAGCCGAAAGCUUGCUCCUGUUCAAAGCCACACGUCAAGCGACGAAUCACAACCCUGCAACAUUCGGAUUUUGAAUGCACCUCAGCCGCAGUUGAAUCUCUCCUUUUCCCAAACGUCAAUUUAUAGUUCUGAUCCGAGAUCUGGUUCGUUGCCAAGCUGUGCCACUUUCCUUCUUUGGUCUGAGGACGUCCUGAAUAUGCUGGGCAUCGUGAGGAUGAGCGAAUUGAAGGUGCGAGGAAUUGGCUCACAAAGCGCGAAGUUGUGCCAUCCAUGUCGUUUACGGCAUCGUUUGAUAGGGGUUGACGGUGCUGCACCGCUGUCAUGGCUGAGCCCAAGCUUUGGGAGAGCAUCCUCUUGCCGUUGACCUCCUCCUGCGGAUCUUGAUCCCUUUCUCUCCCACAUCUUCUUGAGAUUUCCCAUCUAUUUCCACUUCAUAGUCAAGAUGUUGGUCUUCAGAGUGCUGUUUUGUUCACUGGCAACAACUCAAGCUUUUCGACUCGCUCAACCCGUCCCUCAGCCAGAUAUCUC